UUACUGUGACGUCACCACAAUACGGCCUUGAUCUACGGCUGCUUUGCCAGUGAGUUGCGGUAUGAUCUAGGAGGUUUCGCAGCGAUCGUGUCAGUAUUUUCGUGGCAUGUCCAAGAGACACACAGUCGUUUUGGGACGGUCAAUUUAAAAGGUGUUCAGAUGUUGGAAUUCGCCAGUCCGACCUUGUGUCCAAGGCAAAGCAUGCCGGUAGACUAUGCUACGUACCUCCUUUCGUCGUCACCCCCCGCCAGCACGUUCGACCUGCUGAGCGUGGCGUUCGCCCCCCUGACUCUCGCGCACCAUGAGUCCGGCGACCAGCUGCCGUCCACGUGCAGCAAGUCGUCGCUGAGCGAACGCCGCGUGUCGCCGCUGAAGCCCAUCAUCAUCCGAUCUGACAGCAGCGAUGGGCUGACGUCGGAUGACUCCGCGCCAGGAUCUCCACAGUCUCCAGGCAGGCACAAGAAGAAAGUUUCGUUCGCCGAUCUCCGCGGGAAGGCCCUAGCCACGGUUCGGCUGAUCACGGAACCUUCCGACACGCCGCCGAAGCUAAACCCGAGCAUCCUGUCGUCCGUGACUCAGGGCGCGCACGCCGACGUCACGGAGCAGCCUCCCCUAAAACUGUGCUUUACGCAGCCCGCGUCCGACUACCUGGCGUUCAGGGACAAAGUGGAGAAAUCGUACGUCUGUCUGGAGAACGUCAUUCUUAAGGACUACGAUGUCGUGGGCACCAUUAAAGUGAACAAUGUCGCCUUCGAGAAACGCGUGUUUGUUCGGUGCACCUUCGACACGUGGCAGACGUACAACGACGUGCCCGCCACGUACCUGCCCGGCCCCGGGAACGCCACGGGCAGGGGCAACAUGUUUGAUACGUUUUCGUUCGAGUUCAGCGUGCCGACGAACAUGGAGGUGGAAAGGAAGGUGGAGUUCGCUGUUUGUUUCGCAACGGGCGACGCACAGUACUGGGAUAAUAAUAGUGGUGCGAACUACCAAAUUGUUUUCACCAACUGCAGGCCCAGAGAUCGACCACGUUUUGUAACGGAUCCCAAACGAUCUCUCACUGAUGUGCCCAUGUGGACGGAGUACGCCGGCUGGGACCGCGGGGAAUCAUCAACGACAUACUACUGAUGAUGAUGCCGAGUCCAAGUCCACUUUUUGCACUGUUCAGACGUGCGCGAGUUUUCCAGUGAUUUUCAAAGUAUUGGAACAAAGGUUGUGUUUAUGCACCCAGGCUUGGUGUCCGUGCCUCUACAUACUCGCCCCCAAACCCCUGAAAAUGCCGACAAGCUAAUAUGAAUGAUAAGUCUUUCGGGAGAACAAAAAACUAUAGUCAUAUAAACUUUAAUGUCUAGCCGUUUUGUGCAACAACGGUGAUAGAAGAGGGAUGGUGAAACCAGGUUUACUAUCUAAUUCUGCAGCUUAUGAAUUAUUGUCCAGUGUAGAGGCUUCCCUUCUCUUUCAGAGAGAUGCAUACUAAUGUUUCAAAUAUAUUCGCUUAUGUUAAUGGAUUAUCAGCCAUCCCUCUUUAUUUGCAGGUGCAGAUUAGAGAAACGACUUGUGGCUAUUGCUGUCCUCCAAUUCUGCAUGCCUAUUGUGAUAACAUUAGAUUGUCGAUAGCGUCAUUUAGUGUGUGUGUGUGUAUGCGUGUGUGUUUUUAAGGAGGGGGUUAUUGGCAAUUGUAUUUAGUACUACAUAUGCCAGAAUAUUGUUUUACUGUUUGGCCAGUAGAGUCUAAUGUACAUUUUUUGUGUCCAAAUAUUGCAUCAGACUUUCUUUUUUGAGGAUCCAUGCCGCACUCGACAUUUUAAUAUGCCGUAUCCAAUUCGCAAAUUAAUGAUGAAAAUUAUGAAAUAAUUUUUCUAUAUUUGUACAUUAUAAAUCGUUAUCAGGCGUGGAUACAUGAUUUUUUGCAAGGUUGGGGGUGGGGGUGGGGGUGCGGUGGGAGUUGGAGUUGGUGGUAUACACGCAGUUUAAUAAACGUCGUGAGUAGUGGGGUCCAAACCCCCUUAACCCCUGGAUCCGCGCCUGAAUAUCGCUCAAGAUACUUAAUCAUGUUCAGAGGUGCAUUCAUUCACUUCUGUGUUUUUCAAAAACGAAAGUCUGUUUCCUAUCUUGUUAAUGUUGUCAUACAUUAAGACAAUAAUAUGUUAUAUUUUGAAAAACGAAAGACUUUGUUUCAUGUCUUAUGAGUGUUGUGAUACAUUAAGGAAAGCAAAUCUGUAUUAUAAUUUGAAACGUGAACUGCGCAAGUUGUGAUAUAUAGCCAUGUGUUGGAGCGUUGACGUGGAGAAAUUGAUAUAGGGCAUUGUUUGCAUCGUGUACAUAGUGUUGUUUUGCUGUGAACUACUUAACCUGUAGUGUGUGUAAACAAUAUAAUACAGAUUCCUUUUCACCAUGUAACCGUAUAACGAAGGCAUAUUAACACGAUUUUGUGCAGAUAUAGGAAUUUUGUCAUGACAUUUUCUGCUAUUUUAUUUGUAUUGCUACUAACGGUAACGUGUAAUCAUGUACAAAAAUUCUAUGUCAUAUAUAUAUAUAUAUAUAUAUAUAUAUAUAUAUAUAUAUAUACAUUUUGAUAGAACUUUUAAAUUGUUGAACUCAAAAAGGGAUAUUAUUCAUGGGUCCAUUGCUCAUGUGCAAUUCAGUUAAAUAAAAUACGAUUUGUCGCUAUACGUAAAACAUAAAUUUAUUUGUUUUGUAUUUAUGUACAGCAGUAUAUUAAUAAAAAAUAUAGCAGUUUAUUUUGCAUUACUUUGAAUUGCACUAAUAUGCAAAAUAAACAGCUAUAUUCCUAUUGAAUAUAUCACCACGACAAAUGUUCUUGAAUAGCUGAAUUGUAAUAUUCCUCCAUUGUCACGUUCCUGGAUGAAACGUUCUGUUCCUAUUUAACUGACAAAGGAGAAAAUAAUUAUCUAUAUAUAUAUGAAAAAAGGAAACUAAGAAUUAUAUAUGUUCAGAGAUGUGGCUUUGUUUCUGUUGGAGCUUUUUCCAUAAGGUAUUGAUUUAGUCUGCUUGAGUUUGUUUUAAAUGCAGAUUACCAGACCUCUGAAAAUUGCUAGAACCAUCAUUUCGUUCGUGUGUUGCUUGCACAAGUAUCAUCGUUUCGUUCGUAUGUCGCUGGCACAAGUCCUGUUUCAUGUAAAACUCUGAAAAUUGCUAGAACCAUCAUUUCGUUCGUGUGUCGCUUGCACAAGUCUUUGUUUUACGCAACCCAUUUUUGUUUUGUUCGCCCAUUAAAUUUAGCACAUCAUUUACAUGGUCAUGACAAGGUUACGCAAAAACGAAAUGAUUUACGUGAAUUUGUUUUUGCGUAACCCAUAAAUGUGUGUCGCCAAUUUUCAAUUCUCAGAGGUCUAAUAAAACCGUUUCGUUCAAUUUUUAUUCCAUUUUAAUAAAACGUACCUCGAGUUCCACAAGUAACGAUGUUUGGAACAGCUUACAUAUAUCCAAUAUACUGAGACUUAAUGGGUAUAUGUAUAGGACUAGACAGCUCUGCUGUUCUUCUAUAACCUUUACACGUUGAUUACCUAUAUAUUUUUAUAGUAUUGACACGAUCAUUGGCAGCUAUUUUAGGUAUUAAUUGUAAAUAUAUAUUUUUUUCUUUCCUCAAAGCGCCUGUCUCUAUCGGGUUAAUACGGUGUUAAGCUUCUGGAUGGAUGGUUGAAGUAUGCAGUAUUUGCCUGGGUAUAAGUGUACUUUUUACAAAAUGGAACUUUAUACUUUCAAGUCCGUAAUGUACUCUGUGUAUAGUGUAUACCGUUCUCACAAGAUAUAGUCUGUAAGUGUGGAUGUGUGCGUGUGCGUAUCAGUGUAAUAUAUAUAUGUACUACUAUGAGUAUAGCGGGUAGGAGCAAUAGUCAGUAUUUCGUGUUCGAGAUCGUAAGAAAGGCGCGUCAUAUAGCGAGGAGGGGAGUCUUGACUGUGGCGAGCGAAGUUUAUAGGGAUAGGGGGUGUAGUCAAGCUCCUCCGGAAAAUUUAUUGACCCCCCAAAAAAACCCCAAACAAAAACAACAACAUUUACCUGAGCAGUGUGAUUUCGACCCCAUAAUUGCCACCCACCCUUGCACACGCCCUGGUAUGAUCAACCAUAGUUUCAUCUGUUUUCCCUUUAAAACAGUACCCCACACUUUUUACACGUAAGGCCGCCACGUGGUCAUUUGCGAUUUUGAACCAUCAUUCUCUGACAUCUCUCCAUGUUUCGAUAAAUCCACUAGCGCUCUGCCCGGGCUAGUGAAUUUGUGGUCUGGGCUAGUGGAAAAUUACCAACUGUAUUUUGUCUAUAAUGUUGUACAUUAGCCAAUGCUUCUGCGAGGAUUGAUGGCUUUCUCAAACAUUUGCCGAGCACUGCACGGCGAUCUUUCUGCGUUCGGUUCAUCUCCGUUUCUACCAAAGAAGGUUCGUUUUUAGUGUCUGUGUGUAUCUUGUCAGAUAUUUUAGUUAUCGUGUGUUUUGUAAUUAAAUGUUGUGGAUUAUGAAAGUACGCGUCCAUAUAUUCAGUUAAGAACGUGCUGUGUUAUCUUCAGCUCUGUUGUUUAACAUUUACACCGUACUUUUUUAUGAUUUCAGUGGCAUUUGUUAAUUAAAAUAAUAGUAUAUAUAAUAUAAUUAUAAUAUUAUAAUAUAAUGAUAAUAUAAUGAUAUAGAUAAGCCAAAAUUGACAGGCACAUGCAUAAGUUCGAUUCGAGUGUAAUAACGCAUACAUAUACUUGUUAAAGAAUCCAUAGGUUAUAAUGAUGAUGCCGAGUUGGGGCCUGUGAUCAGUUACUACAAUAAGCAUUGCCAGCUUCGCCUUACCUUUUAAUCGUUUUACGAAAAAAAUUAUAUAUUAACAAUUUUGACCAAAAGGUAAACAGUAUCAGUGUAUACUCGACAUGGUAUCUUAUUCUUAUAUUGCUUUCAUAAACUAAAAGGAAUAAAUUUUAGUGUUUCUAAAAUUAAGACACCUAUUUCAUUCUUAAUAUAUUAUCCUGUCUUGGGGAACAAUGAGUCUGUUUUUACACAGACUACGGUAUCUGUAACAUGGCAAAUGCGAUGAUAACAUUAUCUGUAUCAGUAGAUACCGGUAGCGUCAACGGGCAAUUGUAAAUAUACUUGUUAAAGAAACGAAACAUGUCCGAAUGUUUGUUAAACUUGAGGAACAAUUAUAGAAUUAUUUAGUGCUACAAUCUAUAUUUUGGGAGAACCAACUUCAAUUGGUUCAGUACUAUAGUUAAUGUUAUAAGUCUUAGUCACAUUACUUAGCUUAGUUAAAUCACGUGGUUUUGUUGCAUCACGUGGUUUGCUUCGCGGAAAACAAACUACUGCAAACCUGUGCUAUUUUUGUGUUUAUAUCCGUCGGAGACAUUUUCGUUUGUUACGAAAUCUGAAUGAAAAUUUAAUAAUUAUCCAUGUAUUUUUCUUUUCAAGAUUAUCAAUAUUAAUUAUAUAUGUUCCGUUGUAUAUAUUGUUUGCAUACAAAGCCGGAGGCGGAAUAAUUUAAGUUGCACAUUUCCUGACUAAAUACUGUGCCGUUAUGAACAAAUAUGAUAAUGAUAUUUCGUUCUCAAUUUCUUUCCUUUUACUCCUUUGAAAUCCAUUGUUUUCGUCCCGUUUUGUUAGUCCUCCUUUUGUUUCAACCUCUUCAUCGUCCAUCUGUUCUGUCCCCAAUAGCAACCAUUGCUGUUGUUGAUACCUCUAAAUCUAGAUCUUAAGGAGCGUUGUCACUGUACGACUUGUAUCGAAUUGUAGCAAAAGUAUAUUGAUUAAUUACUCAUCGACUACUGGAAGUCGAUCCUGUGAUAAUUAUAACACAUAGUAUUCAGAGGAAACCCGCUACAUUUGUUCCAUAAGCAGUAAGCAAUCUUUUAUAUGCUCGUUUUUUGCAUAUUUUUCAUGCAGCUUAAUUAGUAGCGUACGAUUAAAAUCGCUACUCGCAGUACAACUCUCGCUUUCUGCAGAUCGUUAUUACAAAUCAUAGUCGGAACGCUCCUUUAUAAAUUCAUAUCUUGAAAAUGUUAAUAUUUUGAUUCCCUUUCAAAAGGAAAAUACAUUAAAAUAUUUUUGUUAUAUACCCUAACCUGCAGGUGUGUUUGAUAUCUUAGCAUGUAGAUUUAAAUGAUCGUGUACAGAAAAAAACAUAGUUGUAAAUUUCUGUCGAGUCAGCUGGUGGGAGCGACGGACGGUGGACGCCCCAGCGCUGUGCGUUGUGGGUUUCCCCGGGUAUGGUGCUUACUGAAUCGUGUGUCAAGGUAUGUAAAAUGUAACACUGAGAGAAAAGAAUAUCAGAGAUGUGUCAGAAUGAUGUACAUAUGAUAUGUGCAUACGUGCAUAAAUGCAAUAAAUUGUUUAUGCUGUGUGUAUACAA
Gigantopelta aegis is the source of this 6340-nucleotide messenger RNA. RefSeq names its product protein phosphatase 1 regulatory subunit 3B-like. Lineage: Eukaryota; Metazoa; Mollusca; Gastropoda; Neomphalida; Peltospiridae. Gene Ontology annotation, biological process: regulation of glycogen biosynthetic process. Gene Ontology annotation, cellular component: protein phosphatase type 1 complex. The transcript is spliced from 2 exons. Gene Ontology annotation, molecular function: glycogen binding; protein phosphatase 1 binding. The record is from RefSeq and is a predicted model, not a curated record. Bases 160 to 1125 code for a protein of 321 amino acids.